CGCUACCUGCCCGGACGUCUCCUCAAGACGCUGCCGGCUGGAGUGCUCAAUGUGCAUCCCUCUCUGCUGCCCCGGUGGCAUGGUGGAUCACCUCUUUGCCACACUCUGAUUACUGGUGACACCGUGUCCGGUGUUUCCAUCUUCCUCAUCCAACCGGUUCUUCGAAAGGAUCGCCAGCAACGAGCCUUUGAUGUGGGACCUCUUCUGUUGCAACGGGUUGUUCAUCUGCCAGUUGACAGUCGCCGUCCCCUGACUACCGCUACCCUUGCACAGUUCUUAAUUCCUAUAUGCUUGGAGGCUUUAGUGCAGGUUUUGCGAGAUCUACCUGGUCAUCUGCGCUCAGCCGUGCCACAGUCGCUGCUUCCCCUCCUUCCACAACCUGCUCCUCGCCUCCGACCUGAAAUGGGCAACAUAGACUGGGUGAACCAAUCAGCGCUCGAGAUUGUACGCCUCUGGCACGCCGCUUCUAAUUACAUCCACCUGAGUACACAGCUGGUCCUAGAGGUGCCUACGCAGGAAGAUUUGCACACAAAGGCCAGUCAGGCUAAAUUUGUCCGUUCCCGGCUACGUAUCGGUAUCAGCACGCCGCCGCUUCUUGUCUGGCCACCACCUGAUGACAAUCAGGUCAGUUUCCUAGAGUUUCGCGAAUUCGUUUGGUAG
Messenger RNA from Dibothriocephalus latus, 660 nucleotides. NCBI's taxonomy places the organism in Eukaryota, Metazoa, Platyhelminthes, Cestoda, Diphyllobothriidea, Diphyllobothriidae. The record is from the annotation of a GenBank genome assembly.